ACCGUCAGAAUUUCGUUUUUCGUUUGUAUGCAUAAAGAGAGUUUUAGUGUGUGAAAUAGGUACACUUUGGACGCAUUGGUAUAGGAUUUGUGGUCGUGGAUUAAUACAGUCCCACAACUGCUAGGAGUUCAUUUGAUGUUUUGUCAUUGCCUUCGCCAUCGUCGGAGCGCAUUUGAUAAGUAUUGAGCAGUUCUGUGAUUCUGCCUCGUAAGCGUUUGCUGUAGCUUUGUGUUGUGUUACUGUUCUGUUUUAUUUACGUACUGUAUUAAAAUGGCUGAUCAACUUACAGAAGAACAAAUAGCAGAAUUCAAAGAGGCCUUUUCAUUGUUUGAUAAAGAUGGUGAUGGCACAAUCACAACUAAAGAAUUAGGUACUGUAAUGCGAUCUCUUGGCCAAAAUCCUACUGAGGCCGAAUUACAAGAUAUGAUAAAUGAAGUAGAUGCUGAUGGAAAUGGCACAAUAGACUUUCCUGAGUUCCUUACUAUGAUGGCACGAAAAAUGAAGGAUACAGAUAGUGAGGAGGAGAUUAGGGAAGCCUUCCGUGUCUUUGACAAGGAUGGAAAUGGAUUUAUCAGUGCGGCGGAGCUUCGCCAUGUUAUGACAAAUCUUGGGGAGAAACUUACAGAUGAAGAAGUUGAUGAAAUGAUCAGGGAGGCUGAUAUUGACGGUGAUGGCCAAGUUAACUAUGAAGAGUUUGUAACAAUGAUGACAUCAAAGUAAAUAAAUAUUGGUUGUAGAGAAAUGGAGCACUGUCCACAUCAGCGGGAUACAGUGACUGUAUUAAAGCUUUAAGAAGUUCAGAUUCUUUUUACUUCUUUCUAUUUUAAUGUUCAUGUACAAAAACUAGGAAGUAACACUCUAUCAGUCAUCUGGUGUUACUCUUGUAAAAACAUUUUUGUACCAUAUUCAAGGGCUGCAAGAUGCACUUGUGAUGUGUGAAUGAUCUGUUAAUCUCAUUUUAACUUUUCAGCUUCUGUAAAUUAAAAGUGAAAAUUUGUUCUAUCAUGCUUUUGCUGUUUGUAAAGUUAAACUACACAUUCCAUUAAUCUAAUUAAUUUCAUAUGUUCUUUGAUUUGUGACCAUUUUGUUUCUCUAAAACUUUAUUUAAGUUAACCAGUGGAAUCUUGCAGAACUUAUUGCUUGCUACGUGCGAGUGCAAGGUUGUUCCUCACAUGCACGUUAAAACUUUUCAAUAAAAAUUCUCUCGAGAGACUAUCUAUUUA
Stegodyphus dumicola is the source of this 1223-nucleotide messenger RNA. RefSeq names its product calmodulin. The record is from RefSeq and is a predicted model, not a curated record. Lineage: Eukaryota; Metazoa; Arthropoda; Arachnida; Araneae; Eresidae. Gene Ontology annotation, molecular function: calcium ion binding. Gene Ontology annotation, cellular component: myosin II complex.